CAGCUCGCGUCCGGCUCGUGCGAGUUCGAACUGGUAACGCACGAGCGUGAAUCUUCUUCCUGAUAAACAGGCCGCGUCGCGGCACGUCUCUGUCUGGAAGAACAAAAGUUUGGACCUGUUUGGGCCUACUAUCUGCGCGACGCUCGGUAGCCUUGAAUAUGAACGGUGCAUCUCGCGAGCUUGUCUUUAACCACAUUUUGUCAGAGUAUUCGUCCCUUUGAGGAUAAAAUUUCUCGAGCGGCCGCAGGUUUACAUUGUCGUCGUCUAACCUCAUUCCUAUUUUCCUCGCCCUAAAGGUCAUUAACAUCGAACGUCGCAAAUCCCGAUCGAGCUUCUUGACGAAUUUGCGCGUGCCGUCGUAGAGUUUCAUCGACUUAAAUCUGGUGUUGCUUUGGACCGUCGCUACAAAAAACGGCUAUGACUUUUGAGAACAAUCUGGGAGAGGAUGGACUGGAUUGUCCAUUGGAAGAGGAUCUUGAAGAAGAAGAAUAUGAUGCACUGAAUGAUGAAACAUUUGGUCCUGAUGCUAACAUUGGUGAUUGGGAAGAAGAUCAUGAGAAACUUGCCGAAAUUACAGAAUCAAAUCGCCUUCAUAAUCAGAGUGCAACAAGUAAAAAGAAUAUUUCUAACAUAGAUAUUGAGGAUAAUUUAUCACAUCUGGUAUUGGAUAAGGAAGGGAUAGUACCACGACCUGGUGUAUGGGGUAGUCCUUUAAAUUUAUCUCCUCCAAAAGCUCAACCACGAUUAUCCUUACCAAAUGCUUGUACAGUGGAAGAGUUGGAAAGAGGACUUGUUGCAAAUAGGCCACCUCCCGGUCUCAGCAAACCACAAACGCAACAACAAAAAAAAUGUGAUAGAGAUGUCUCAAAUUUUUUUGAAACUAUUUCAUUGGAGAAACUUCAUGUCAAUGGCCUACCUCCUCCGCGUUUUCCACCAGGCUUUGGUUUGCCUGGAGGACAUCCCAUCGUUUUGUCCAACAUAAGAACACCACCUCCACAAUUAAUGCAACAUCCUAGAUUAUUAGGUUUAAUAAAUCAACCAGGUAAUGUAUUACGUUAUCCUCCACCGCCACAUUUAAUGCUACAACAACCAGUAACAAGGCAAGCUCUUCAUGGCUCCUAUGGUUUUCCUCCUCAACUACAUCCUAAUUUAGGAGGUCCACAGUUCCUUCGGCCAGAUCACAUGAUGCCUGCAUUUCCUAAUAACCAAACCAAUCAUCAGCAACAUCAACAUUCUUAUUCACAUUUAGGAAAUCAGAGAAAUCAGAAUAGAUCUUACUACCAUAAUGAGCAACAAGCUGGACAUCAACCAUUUUUUAAAAAUAAUCAAUAUCCUCAUCGUAACCAUGACAGAAAUAAUCAAAGAUCUUAUCAUCAUCAACAUUACUCUCACAGCAUUAAUGGCAUUGCUUCGGGAGAAUACGAACACUCAGGAAAACUUGCUAUAAAAGCUCAUGAGAAGCAAUGGUUAAUUAAUAUUCAAUUAUUACAACUUAAUACAAUUCAACCAUAUGUUGAUGACCAUUAUUAUAUCGUCUUCUGUGAUAAACGGAAUAAACAACAUGCGAAUCAAGAACAAAAAGAUAAGAAACACCAUAAUAACAAUGGAUAUCACAGAGAUCAUAGAGAUUGGGAACCAACACCUCAAGCUGCCUCAAGAUCAGCAUAUACGCCAGCUCAAUUUGAAAAUUCAUUAGGCAAACUUCAUUGCAGCAGUGUAACAGCGCCACGUAAACUUAUUGAUAUGGACGUUGUAUCAAAUAGCGACUCUCAAUCUCCUCCUCAAACUCAACAGAAGGACACUAAAAAAACACGACAAUUACUUCUUGAAAUUGAGAGACUGUAUACACUGCUAUUCAAACUUGAGGAUUUGCGUAACCCUCUUGCUGCAAUUCCGGAAUCGCAACAGCAACAGGAAGGUGAAUCUGAAAUAAAUAUGACUAAAACUGAACCGGAAUUAAUAAACAUGACCUUAACGUGUCUACAACAAUUAAUACAAGACGAUAAAUUAGCCAGUAUGCUAAGUAUACGGAAAGGAAAGACAUUAUUACUGCGUUUUUUACCUCACCUGAAUGUGACAGAAUAUAAUAAGCAGUUAAGAGAAUUGUGGACUGCGAUAUUUAAAGGAUUAGCCGUGAUAGGCCGUAGAGAUUGUCAUAUAUUAACAGACUUUUAUUCUGAAUUUCGAAGAUGGCUUGAUGCCGUAAAAAAUUUUGAUACCAUAUUGCGAUUAGCAAGAGCAUUAUCCGACUCGGCUACUCAUUCUAUUAAAAAUAAUAGUUUAACUUUUGCUCUUAUGAAUAAGUUUGGAGUGUCUGCUAUAGCGGCGAUGCUUGAGCAAGCUGAACAAUUAUGCGUCACAGACGAUUCCCUGCCUUCUGAAUGGUCAACUUUUGUAGUUACAAUUGUCGAGAUAAUUGGUGACUCGUCACCCUGUGUUACACCUUGUCAACCAAUUACUGCAAAUACGCUCAAUAAACAUCUGAACCGGAUUUCCAGUUUAAAACUAGAAAGGUAUACAACGCUAGCGUGCUUGUUGACUGAUGCCAAUCCUUUACGAUAGUCGUAACGUUAUAUAAGUUACACUCGAAUUCUUUUUAAGAUUUGUCUUUUUUUUUAAAUGCGAAAAAUAAAUUAUGCUAAAAAAGAAUGAUACAUACAGACAAAUAUUUUAAUAUAAUUACUAAUGUUAUUGAAACAUCCAUUGUGUAUGAUAAUAUUUCUAAAUAGAUGCCAUUAUUUUACAAAGUAGAUUAAGUAUCUGAUGCGGGAUAUUAAAGAAAAAAAUUUAUAUAUGUAUAUAUAAGUAGAAAUAUUGUGAACAUUCUGAUGCACAAUGAGAUUUCUUACUCGUAUACAUAUAUAAUAUCAUCUUUCAUUGUACAUUUUGUAAACAUUAAUCAGUUUAAGCUCAUAAUUUAUUGCAUGGAGUAACCAUUAUAAUAUCAGAAAAAAGUAAACAUGCAUCAGAUAGAAGUACUAGAAUUGCAUGCCAAUAAUCUUUUCAAAAUGGCUUUUUUUUAAAUUACUGUAUGUCUUGUUUUUGUUCUGUAUAAUUAGUAUCUAAUAUAUAAUGUAAGACAUCUGAAAUUAUAAUAUACUUUACAUUGAUGAUAUCAUUUGAUAAAUGAGUGAUUAGUGAUAUUGAUCUAAGUUUUUCUGUGUUAUAUACAUUAUAUAUUUUGAAAUAAGUAAAUGUAAUAAUUUCAGAUGUUUUAUUUUGUAUUAAACUGCACAUCCUAUCUUCCUGUUUGCUAUAUUUCAUACUACUUUUAAUUAAUAUAUUUAGAUUUUUAAUAUAUUUAAAAAUAUAAAUUUUUCUGCUACUAUUGGUAUUCAUGUAUCAUUUAUGUACCAUUCUGCCAAUUGAUAUUUAAAUUAUGUUGACUAUAGUAUGUAUCAAACUUUUUUAUACAAGGAUUUUAAAUCCUAUCUAGAAAUGUAAUAUUUUACACUUACACAUACACACAUUAAAAGAACAAUUUCUUUUAUUUCCUCGUACACUAAUUUUUGUUUUCGAUAUCAUGUUUUAUCAUAGGUGUAAGAUGCAGAAGCGUUUAUAUUAGCAGCUUUAAAAUUUAUGCUGCUAAAUACUAAUCUUUUAAAGUUCAGUUUUGUGUAUAUUUUGCAAUUAUAUAUAUAUAUGAAUAUAUGUAUGUAAUGAUAUUUACGGAAGAGACGGGAUGUGUAUGUUCCCCUUUUUGUUUAUAUAAAAAGCAAAUAUCUAUAUUAUUAUGCAUACAUUAUGUAUUGUUGUAAAUGAAACCAAUAGUACUAGAAAAAGAAAAAAACUUCUAAGCUAUCAGUGUACAGACUUAUAUUUUGGAAAUAAUGACAGAUAAUCAUUUACACCGCACUGUUAAGAUAUAAUUACAAAGACAAGAGUAUACAACAAUUGCAUAAAUUAGUUAUUAGCAGCAAAACUGUAAUAGUCUUUUUAUAACAUUUGUAUUAUAUAUUAAGUACCAAAAUUGAAUUUCUAUCUGUUUGGACAUUAAAAGUGUACAAUAACGUUUUUAAUCUAGUUAUAAAAGACAUUACAGAUUCAUCAGUUUUAAGAAGUGCGAUCUUUCUUUUUUUUUUUUUAAAUACAAUAAUUGUUAUAGAUCAGAAAUAAUCUUGUAAUGAAAGGAAGAGAGGAAGGACGGAGAUUCUAUAAUUGCAUUGUAUGUUUGCAGUACCAUAAGAAUUUUAAAGAUAAUCUAAAAAAAUAUAUGAAGUGACAUGGCCUUUAGAAUAUUAAAUAAGAUGAUUACUUUUUAUCGCAGUUUAAUCUUGUUUAUGUACUUUUAGCUUGUACAUAGAAUGAUAUUACGAUGCGUGAAUGAUGGAUGCAUUUUGUAAUCAAAUGCAGAAAUAUUUAGGUUUCUGCCAUGUCAUAUGAUAUAACAAUACAAUAUUUUGUAGAAAUUUUCAAAAUUAAAUCUUCUUGUUAUUAAUUUGUAAUUUUAAAAUGUAAUAAUGACUAUCAAUUUAAGUGAUAUUUUUGAGAGUUGCAGACAUUUUGUAAAAGAGAAAUUAUUAAAAUAUUACGGAAACAUUAUGCGCAAUUUUAAUUUUGUAAAAAUAUGAUUUGAAUUUAAUUACAAUAUUUUUAUACACGCGCCAAUGUUUUUACUACAACAGUUUUUUAUUAAAUUGCUUCGCUAUGUUAGGCCACUAAAAGUUAAGGAUUGCAGCAUUUCAAUUGAUUUAUAUAUUUAUAUGAAUUAAGUUACAUUACCAUAUAAAUACACGUUAUUUCAAUUCGAUUAGUUUGUAUGAUUUAAACAAUACAUAAUAAAUAGUGUUAUACAGUGUAUAAUUUCUACUUUUAUUUUUCUACUUUUAUUAAUUAUCAAUACAAUUUUGAUGAUAAUUAGACGAAUUGAACAAAAAACCGAAUCAAAUGAGUACUCAUUUAUUAAUGCUUACGAAUCAUUUAUUAAUGUACAGCUUAAAAAUUUUGCUAAUUAGUGUUCUUAUUAAUAUGUAACAAGGUGGCAAAGAGAAAUAAAGUCUAUGUUUUUACAUAAAUGCUGAGAAUCUAGGGGAUACACAAUUGAUCCCAUUGAUCUGUAGACAAGGAUGCAUGUUUGAGAAGCCCAAAAGCUACAAUACAUUCUUCUUACUAUGUAACUGGGCUCGCACUUUAGAGCAAAUUGUAGAUGCAAUAUAUUUAUGAGUUGUUUCUUAGUUUCAAGCACUAAGAAUUUUUUAAAUGCCUUAUUUAAAGAAAUAAAUCAUAUGUUUUAGAAUAGAAUCUUUAUUUCAUUUUGAAUGCUUAAAUUCUACUUUAAUAAUUCAUAUGUUAAGUGGCAGGUAAGCAAUUAUUGAUGAGUAUAGUAUUUUCUUUUCUAAAGGCCACUAAAAAUAUGUGUAUGUAUAAUUUUUAAAAUAUAUUUUACAAAAAUAUGCAUACAUUGACAAAGCAAUAUGCUCUCGUUCGUACAGAUUAUGUAACAAUAGAAUUUGAAUUUUUUUUUACUGUCAUCAUUCAUAAUUCAAUAAUUAAUUCAUGUUGUGUUUUUUCACUUUGGUCCAACAUUAAUUGUUGCAAAAGUUCAAUGUUAUGUUACUAUUGUUAAUGGAUUAAUUACUCUAAAAAUUUAUCAUAGCACAGUAUAAUGAUAUAAAUCGAAAUCUAUUCGAUUUUUAUAAUGACAAAAAGAUUUUAUUACCCAUAUUAUAUACUUUAGUUUAAACCAAGAAUAUACCUACUCCAAUGGAUAUAAAUUACAUAAUAUAUGAUGAGUGAUGUUCGAUAUUCUGUUUGUAUCAUUGUUAUACAAAUCGAAGCUUUCGCUGAUGGAAAAAGCGCAUGAAAUGUCUUCUUGUAAAGUAGAUAAAGCGAUUAGAAUGAAAAUUGUGCGUUUACUUUUUGUGAUUAAAGAUAUAUUUUUAUAAAAAUGCUAUGUUUAUUAUGUUUAGAAACGAAACAGAUGUAAUGGAGUGCUAUGAAAAAAACGAGAUCGUUAUAAAUUAACUUAAGGAUCCUUCAUAGUUUAUCAUCUGUAUUAUGUCUAUUAUGUACUUGUCAGUGAUGCUUGUACAUUAAAAAAAAAAUGAUUGUAAAUUUAUAACACAGUCUGAAGAUAUAAUUGUAGCUGUUGUGUAUGUACAGAAUUGAUCUAAUUUGAAAUCAAAGUCUUAAAUAAAUGUUUUGCAUCC
This is a messenger RNA of Pogonomyrmex barbatus (red harvester ant), 6149 nucleotides long. RefSeq names its product Protein associated with topo II related - 1 (gene Patr-1). Gene Ontology annotation, molecular function: RNA binding. NCBI's taxonomy places the organism in Eukaryota, Metazoa, Arthropoda, Insecta, Hymenoptera, Formicidae. Gene Ontology annotation, biological process: P-body assembly; deadenylation-dependent decapping of nuclear-transcribed mRNA. Gene Ontology annotation, cellular component: P-body. The record is from RefSeq and is a predicted model, not a curated record.